Messenger RNA from Lagenorhynchus albirostris (white-beaked dolphin), 1548 nucleotides. It is a transcript of the gene PNCK, whose product is annotated as pregnancy up-regulated nonubiquitous CaM kinase. The transcript has 13 exons. NCBI's taxonomy places the organism in Eukaryota, Metazoa, Chordata, Mammalia, Artiodactyla, Delphinidae. Gene Ontology annotation, biological process: peptidyl-serine phosphorylation. The coding region runs from base 146 to 1222 and encodes 358 amino acids. Gene Ontology annotation, molecular function: calmodulin binding; ATP binding; calcium/calmodulin-dependent protein kinase activity. The record is from RefSeq and is a predicted model, not a curated record. Gene Ontology annotation, cellular component: intracellular anatomical structure.
CUGUCCAGUUUUCCCAGCACCACUUAUUGAAGAGGCUGUCUUUUCUCCAUUGUAUAUUCGUGCCUCCUUUAUCAAAGUGUUGUUUACAGAGCUAACAUGUCACAUUGUGAUACAGUCCAAUUUAUCAUUUCUUCUUUAAUGGACCAUGCUUUUCAUAUUGCAUCCCCAAACUCAUCACCAAGCCCAAGACAUGCUGCUGCUCAAGAAACAGACGGAGGACAUCAGCAGCGUCUAUGAGAUCCGGGAGAAGCUCGGCUCGGGCGCUUUCUCCGAGGUGGUGCUGGCCCAGGAGCGGGGCUCCUCACACCUUGUCGCCCUCAAGUGCAUCCCCAAGAAGGCCCUUCGAGGCAAGGAGGCCCUGGUGGAGAACGAGAUCGCGGUGCUCCGCAGGGUCAGCCACCCCAACAUCGUGGCUCUGGAGGACGUCCACGAGAGCCCUUCCCACCUCUAUCUGGCCAUGGAGCUGGUGACGGGGGGCGAGCUGUUCGAUCGCAUCAUGGAGCGCGGCUCGUACACGGAGAAGGACGCCAGCCACCUGGUGGGGCAGGUCCUUGGUGCCGUCUCCUACCUGCACAGCCUGGGCAUCGUGCACCGAGACCUCAAGCCUGAAAACCUCCUCUAUGCCACGCCCUUCGAGGACUCCAAGAUCAUGGUCUCUGACUUUGGCCUCUCCAAAAUCCAGGCUGGCAACAUGCUAGGCACCGCCUGUGGGACCCCGGGCUAUGUGGCCCCGGAGCUCUUGGAGCAGAAACCCUACGGGAAGGCCGUAGAUGUGUGGGCCCUGGGUGUCAUCUCCUACAUCCUGCUGUGUGGGUACCCCCCCUUCUAUGAUGAGAGCGACCCCGAACUCUUCAGCCAGAUCCUGAGGGCCAGCUACGAGUUUGACUCUCCCUUUUGGGAUGACAUCUCAGAAUCAGCCAAAGACUUCAUCCGGCACCUUCUGGAGCGAGAUCCCCAGAAAAGGUUCACCUGCCAGCAGGCCUUACAGCAUCUUUGGAUCUCCGGGGAUACAGCCUUUGACAAGGACAUCCUGGGCUCAGUUAGUGAGCAGAUCCAGAAGAAUUUUGCCCGGACCCACUGGAAGCGAGCGUUCAAUGCUACCUCCUUCCUGCGCCACAUCCGCAAGCUGGGGCAGACCCCGGAGGGGGAGGACGCCUCGGGACGGAGGGUGAUGAGCCACGGCCACCCGGGCCUCCGCACUGGCCAGCCCCCCAAGUGGUGACACCCAGGCUGAGCGCACGGACCCCCAGACUCCCUUCCAAUGGACCCUUUCAGUCCCCCCCACCUCCCCCUCCCGCCCCAGGGCACCUCUGCGGUAGAGCUUGAGCCCUGUGGGUGUGGUGCAGGGCACUGGGGUGGGCGCUGUUGGGGCACGUCCACAGAUUUCCCUCCCCUGUCGCUGCCACACCCCGUCUAGAGACCAAGAGGCCCAGGGGCUGUCCUUCCCGUGCUGUUCUGUGCUUUGCUGACUGUGGGUGGUCCUGCUUGUGUCGUGGCCCUCCAACCUCCCUCCAGUCUUCCCCAAAUCAAUAAAGACAGACAGAGCAA